Molecule: messenger RNA, 2112 nt
Organism: Trifolium pratense (red clover)
Lineage: Eukaryota; Viridiplantae; Streptophyta; Magnoliopsida; Fabales; Fabaceae
Product: probable transcription factor KAN2
Exons: 6
Coding region: 421-1644 (407 amino acids)
Biological process (GO): abaxial cell fate specification; regulation of DNA-templated transcription
Cellular component (GO): nucleus
Molecular function (GO): transcription cis-regulatory region binding
Source: RefSeq, a predicted model, not a curated record
CACAUAUACUUCACACAAAAGAAACAGCCAUUCACUUCACAUACCUUGUCAUUUCUUCUCUUUCUUUCUCUCUCUCUCUGAAAUUUUCUCUCAAUCUUAAAUCUCAUCACCUCUGCAACUACUCCAUCAACUUGAUUGAAUGCUAGAAACUCCAUCACACACACAAAAAUACACACCUUCAGAAUAUCCAAUCAAUUAUUAAUUACACCCCCCAUCUUGCAGUCUCUAACCUAGCUAACCUUCCAACUGUCUCUAUAUAUAAUUUUUUCCAACCCAUCCAAAUUUUUCAUAUCAUUAUUAUUAUAUUCCAUUCCACACAAGUCAAGAAAAAGAAUUGUUGAUACAAUUCCAAAUCAAAAGCACAAAAAAAAUUGUUGUUUUUUUGUGGAGGUGUAGAUAGCAAAAAAAAGAAGAAAAGAAAUGGAGCUAUUUCCAGCACAACCAGAUUUAUCUUUGCAAAUUAGUCCUCCAAACACAAAACCAACAACAACAACAAAUUGGAAAAGAACAACAACAGAAGAAGAAAUGGAUUUGGGGUUUUGGAAAAGAGCUUUAGAUUCUAGAAACUCUUUAUCAUCAUCAAGAAAUGAUAACUCUUUUGACCUUUCUCUUUCAAAUCCAACAAGGUCUUUAGAUUCACACAACAACAACAACACUUCUUCAAAUAAUCUCAUUCAUCAUAAUCACUUUCAAAAUAGUGUUAGUAAUAAUCAUAAUGCAAACAACCCUUUUCAAUCUUUUCAACAAAAUCAUUACUUUCAACACCCCCAACCACUCUUUCAACACCACCAGCUACAAAAUCAACAACAUCAAAGCUUAAGUCAAGAACUUGGUUUUCUUAGACCUAUUAGAGGAAUUCCUGUUUAUCAAAACCCUCCUCCUUUGUCAUUUCCUCAACUUCAUAAUCAUAAUCAUAAUCAUAAUCUUAAUCAUCAUCUUAAUCAUGUUUUAGAUGGUUCUACUACUACUAAUACUACUACACCUUCUUCUAUUUCUAACACAAACACAAGUUCAAGCCCUUUUCAAUCUCAAGCUUUGAUGAGGUCAAGAUUCUUGUCAAGAUUUCCAGCAAAAAGAAGCAUGAGAGCUCCAAGGAUGCGUUGGACAACGACACUUCAUGCUCGAUUUGUUCAUGCUGUUGAGCUCUUAGGUGGCCAUGAAAGGGCUACUCCAAAAUCAGUUCUUGAGCUAAUGGAUGUUAAGGAUCUUACAUUAGCACAUGUUAAGUCUCAUUUACAGAUGUAUCGAACGGUGAAAACUACAGAUAGAGUUGGAGCUACAUCAGGGCAAUCAGAUGUAUAUGAUAAUGGAUCAUCUGGAGAUAAUUCUGAUGACAUAAUGUUUGACAUCAACUCUUCAAGAAGAUCAUCUGAUUUAUCCAUUAAACAGCAAGGAAGAUCAAGUGUUAAUCAAGAUAAGGAAUGUUAUGGUCUAUGGAGCAACUCUUCUAGGGAAGCUUGGUUACAUGGUAAACCAAAGAUUGAUUCUAUUGGAAACAUGCAAUCUCUUGAGAAGGAAAUGGAUCCAAAGUGUCUAAGCUAUGAGAGAAUAUCAGAUGGAAGUUCAUCCACAAACUUAUCUGGAUCAAGCCCCAAGAAACCUAAUUUGGAUUUGGAAUUCACAUUAGGACAACCUUCUCUUUGAAAUCUCUCCAAGCUUCUACAAAUAUAUUAUUCAUUAUUUACUAUUACAUAUGUCUCUAAAACUGAAAGAGUUAGAGAGCAAUGGAACCUGCUGAGAAAAUCAGAGAAAGAGAAAGCUAAAAGAAGAAAAGAAAGAAAAGUAAAAGGAGAGCUUAAAAAAAAGAAACACAAAGUGACAAGAAAGACAGAAAGCAACAAAAGGAGAAGGGGGGUAGGGAAAAAAAAAGCAUGGCCUUCCUAUCAGAGUUCUUUGUGUUAGAUCCAAAUCAACAUAUUAUAUUUUCUUUGGUAAAUAUUUGAAAUCUAAUUGAUUUGUAAUGUUUUGCAAUCAAAGAGAGAGAGAGAGAGUGAGAGAAAGAGACAUGAGAGAAAGGGUGAGCUUUAGGUAUGUUAAAGUAUGAAGUGAUCCUUGGUAAUUGUAAUGGAGCACUUUAUGUUUAUGAAAUAUAUUUAGAUGUUUUCCACCAAA